Messenger RNA from Ascoidea rubescens DSM 1968, 4113 nucleotides. RefSeq lists its product as uncharacterized. The record is from RefSeq and is a predicted model, not a curated record. Lineage: Eukaryota; Fungi; Ascomycota; Saccharomycetes; Ascoideales; Ascoideaceae. The coding region runs from base 70 to 4050 and encodes 1326 amino acids. Gene Ontology annotation, cellular component: fungal-type vacuole membrane; PAS complex. The transcript has a single exon. Gene Ontology annotation, biological process: vacuole inheritance; protein localization to vacuolar membrane; positive regulation of phosphatidylinositol biosynthetic process.
AACAAAUCCAAUUAAUUAAUUGAUUAAUUAAUUAAAAAAAUCAAUUAAAAUCAAUUAAAAUCAACUAAAAUGAACUCAAUUUCAAUAUCAAAUCUACAAAGAAAAAAAAGCUCUCUUUUAAUCCCAAUCAACGAAGAAUCUUUUGAUCCAAUAAAAGAAAACUCUUCAACUCAACUGUCAAUUCUAACAAUUAACAAUAAUAUUAAUAGUAUUAAUAAUAAUAAUAAUAACAUUAAUAACAUUAAUGACAUUAAUAAUAUUAGCCCUACAAAUAAUACUGGUAUUAAUCUUAUCAAUAAUCCUACUUAUAACCCUAGUAAUAAUCCUAGUAAUAAUCCUAGUAAUAAUCCCUGCAUUAAUCCUAAUCCUAAUCCUAACAAUAACAAUAACAAUAACAAUAUUAAACCUAAUAAUAAACUCAACAACAAUGCAAUAUCAAACUCAUAUGAAAACAUAAACAAUAUAUCCUCCAAUCUCAUGUCAAGAAGUAGCAGCAUAUCCCAAUACUCACUUAAUGACCACUACUCUAAUAUCAAUAAUCCAAAUAACACCAACAACGCCAUCAUUAACAACAACGCUAACACUAACGCCAUCACCAACAAUAAAGCCAACAAUAAUAACAACUUUAAUUCAUCUCUUAUCUCCUUAUCUUCUCUCAAAAUGAACAACAGUUCAAAAAUUAAACCAAAACUAAAAUCAAAAUCAAAAAAGAAAUCCUCUUCAAAACACCCGAAAUUGGUUCAGCUAAAAGUCGAAAAGGAAAUAGUCGACUCAAUCCCAACUCUCAAUAUUCCAUUUCAACUAAAUACAACUUCGAUUUUAAAUCUAAAUCAAAAUCAAAUCCAAAUCCAAAACCAAAAUCAAAUUCAAAAUCAAAAUCAAAAUCAAAACCAAAAUCAAACCCAAAGCCAAAUCCAAAUCCAAAGCCAAAUCCAAAGUCAAACCCAAAUCCAAAACAUAAAUCAAAAUCAAUCCCAAAUUCAAAUCCAAAAUCCAAUCCAAUCCCAACUCCAAUUCCAAAAUCAAAAUCAAAUAACUGUCCAAAAUAACCCAAUCACAAUCCAAAACUCAACUUCAAAUUCAAACUCAAAUCACAAUUCCAACUCAAAUUCCAACCAAAAUUCAAAUCUAAACCUCAAUCUAAUUGAAACAUCAGAUUCAGACUUUAACAACACAAACAAUGCUGGCCCUUACAAUACUCCGGUCUUUACCAAUUCGUUCCUAUACAAUAAUUCCCCCAUAAAAUUAAACAAAAUGUCUUCCUCAAAUGCUUUACAAUUCAAUUCAAUCAAUCAACAACAACAACAACAACAAAUCAACUACAACUACAACUACAACAGCGACACUGACCAAUUCCCUGUUUCUCCUUUAGUUCCUCAAAACUAUAACUACACAUCAAGAAAACUAAGAUCCUCAAAUAUACCUCAAUCACAACAGUUCCAAAAUGAUAACUCCUCAAUUUAUAGUAACUCGUCCUUUUAUAACAAUAACACCAACAACAACAACACAAUUCACUCGAAAAAUUUCGCUCAAAAGAAUCAAAAAAACUCAUCCAUAUUUCCUGCCUUCACUUCAACCACCGUCAGCGAAACAAAUUCAACCGAUUCUGAUGAAACUUUUGUUUACGAAUCUUCUCAGGAUUUCAAUAAAAGACUUAAAAAUCUUAAUGAUGAUCAAAAAUCUCAAUUGCUAAUUAACCAAAAUCAAGAAAUCCAAAAUCAAGAAAUACAAAAUCAAAAUCAAAAUCAAAAUCAAAAUCAAAAUCAAAAUCAAAAUCAAGAAAACCAAAACCAAAACCAAACCGUAAACAAUAACUCUAUUCACAAUUACAACACAAGCUCUAACCCAACAAUCAAAAGAAAUAACAUUCAGAGACUCAAUUCCUAUCUCACAAACCCAAACAUAAACCAGCUAAUCAACAACAACAUGAACCAUUCAAACUACAACUCUGAUGCUGAAAACGAUAACAAAAGCACUCUAAGUCUUGCAGAUGUCCUCUCACCACCUCCUCUUCUCACUACAACCUCGAACUUCAGCAGCACUCUUAACACCCUCGCCAACAAUUCCAAUGGUCCUCCUUCAACAUUUGCUAGAAAGUUCUUCAUGACAACCCCCAUCUUGGCUCGCAGAAACUCCAAUAGAGUUCAAAGUGGCAUCAGUGACCCAUCAAAACCACAGACUUUAUCCUCUGUUACUUCACCCAAUGCAAACCAAAUGCUGUCCUCCACAAAAAAGAGACUCUCUCGAACAAAUCUCUCCAACUUGGCUCUCACAAACCCAAGCAUCAUCAAUUUGAUUCAGGAGCACAAUCCACGCAGGAACAGCAGCUACUCCUCCAAUAUCAAACGAUACCACUUCAACCCCAGCUCCGGAGAAUCCGACAGCGAUUCUUUUGAGAAUGAGUUUUAUAUCAACGAAAACACCCCUUUGAACCUCGAUAUCAAUUCUGUCAAGGGCUGUCAAGAUCAAACUCAACCUCAGUCUCAACCCCAAGGGCAAGGUCAAGAGCAAAGUCAGAGCCAAGUUCAAGACCAACCUCAAAACCGAUCCCAAAAUCAAAGUCAAAAUCAAAACCAAACUCAGGACCCAGGUCAAUCUCAAUGCGAAUCUCAAAACCAAAAUCAAAACUCUCCUCCAAUACCAAACUCUCCUCCACAAUCACAACCAAACAAACGACUCCUGUCAAAUAUCAACAAUAAUCAAAAUUUGACUUUCCACGAAACUCUUUCGAAAAUAAGUGCUAAAGAUACAUAUAAAGGUACUCGUACUCGUCCAAAUUUAAAUAUAAACACUUCAAACUAUGAUAAAACUGCUACAAAUUCACCAAUGAAAACUCCCUUAAAAUUUGCUUCCCGAAGAACAAACAGUUACUACUAUGGUGCCACUCCCCAACAGCCACCCAACAACAAUGGCUCUUAUUUACUAACUCCCUCACUUUUAAAUGGUGACACAUUUUAUAAUGCCAAAUCCAAUAAUCCUACUGAUAACGGCAAUAAUUCUUCUAUCGACUUACCUUUCUCAACUCCAUUAAACUCAAGACCAAGAUUGAUAAGAAUCGAUGAAAGCAAUAAUAAUAAUAGAUAUUAUAAAUCAUCUUCUAAAAAAAACCAUAAUUUUUUAUUGAGACUAUUUUUAAAUAUGCUAAUGUUUUUGCUUGUUACUUUAAUCUUUUUAUUUUUUAUAACUUAUACUCAUUUAAGCAAACCUUUAAACCAUUUAAAAAUCGACAAAAUUAAUCAUGUUUUAAAUGCCGAAAAUCUUUUAAUGUUUGACUUAAAUAUAGAAGCUUAUAAUCCCAAUUGGAAUGACAUUAAAAUAUUUCAUGCUGAUUUGGAUAUUUUUGCUAAAACUGCUUAUGCAAAUGAUCCCGAUGAUCUUGAUGACAAUAAUGGUGAAAAAGAUAACGACCCAAGGGAUUCAGAUGGACCCAUUGAAGAAACAGUUUUAUUGGGAAAUGUUUUAGAAUUAGAUACUCCAUUUGAUUUUCCUGGUGUUGUUUCAUUUGGAAGUUUAUUUAAUUAUUCAACAGAUAUUCCCGAAAUUUAUAAAAGCACUGGUCAAGUUAAAUUAGUUAACCCAUGUGCUCCGAUAAAUGAUGAUAAGAAACAUACCAUUGAUGAUGGUAGUCAAACUGAUCCAAUUGAUCAUGAUCCCGAUAAACACCAUCAUGAUGAUGAUGACGAUGAUGAUGAUGGUGGGGAUGGUGGAGAUGAUGAUAAUGAUCUGUUUGAUUUCUCAAAAUUUUUGAAAAAACUAAGAAAAUUUAUUAAAGAAAAACUAGGCAAUUUUUGUUUAAGUGAAGAUUGCUCAGAUAGUUUAGAUGAUUUAAAAUUAACUAAAUCUGAAAAUUUCAAUAUAAAAAACUCGACCAAGUUUGAUCUAGUUUCUACAUCAUAUAAUCACUUAGAAAAACCAGAAAUUAGAUGGAAAAGAAUUUCAUCUCAUCCUUAUCUUUUAAUUGUCAGAGGAAUGCUUAAAUAUAAAUUACCACUUUCAAACACAUGGAGGUUAAUUAGUAUUUAUGAAACAAUAAAUGUGAAUGACUCCUAAACUCACUUUUUUUAUUCAAUUUGUUUAUCCUUUCAAAUUCUUCAGUCCACAUUUUUUUUUCUA